GUUGCCUUGGAGAAGGUUUUUAACUUCGCUGUUUCAAAUAUAUUUGAGACGAGAGUUGCUGGUCGAAUGGUGGCUGAUAUGUGUCGAGCUGCAGUAAAAUGCCGCCCUGAGGAAUCCUUGAAGCUGUUUGUACCACAUUGCUGCAAUGUUGUAACUCACCUCACAGUCAAUGAUGAUGUAUUACAUGAUGAAGAACUAGAUAAGGAGCUACUUUGGAAUCUUCAGCUUUUGUCAGAGAUCACUCGAGUGGAUGGAAAGAAGUUGCUACCGUACAGGGAGCAGCUUGGGAAGAUACUGCAGCGAACCCUACAUUUAACCUGUAAGCAGGGUUACAUUCUGUCUUGUAACCUACUGCACCAUCUUCUUCGUUCUGCUACACUUAUCUACCCCACAGAGUACUGCAGUGUGCCAGGUGGCUUUGACAAGCCUCUUUCUGAAUACUUUCCUAUCAAGGACUGGGGUAAACCAGGUGACCUGUGGAACUUGGACAUCCAGUGGCAUGUUCCUUCAUCUGAGGAAAUAGACUUCGCUUUUUAUUUGCUGGAUACUUUUCUUCAGCCUGAGCUCACCAGACUAGAGCUCUAUGCGGUUGGAAAACUAGAAAUGUCCAGAGAUGAUGUGCAGCAGUGUCUUGCUAUAGUGCAUAACUGCUUGAUUGGUUCUGGGAACGUUCUACCUCCUCUAAAAGGAGAAAGGGUGGCUCAUCUAGUCCCAAGUCUGGUGUCUUUGGAAGAGACAAAACUGUACACUGGUGUUGAGUAUGAUUUAUCAAGAGAGAAUUAUCGAGAAACGAUUGCAAGGGUUACAAGGAAGUUGCUGCGCUAUAUACUUGAUAACUCAGAAGAUGAUACCAAGUCUUUGUUUCUAAUAAUAAAGAUUAUUAGUGAUGUUUUACAGUUCCAGGGGUCUCACAAGCAUGAGUUUGAUUCACGAUGGAAAAGCUUUAACCUAGUGAAAAAAUCAAUGGAGAACAGGCUUCAAGGAAAGAAACAGCACAUCAGAGCUUUGCUGAUUGACAGAGUUAUGUUGCAGCAUGAGCUGAGAACACUAACGAUGGAAGGCUGUGAAUACAAAACUUCCCACCAGGAGAUGAUCAGAGAUCUUCUGUGUUUGUCCACAAGUUCAUAUGGUCAGGUCAGAAGUAAAGCUCAGCAAGCAUUCUUCACAGCUCUGGGAACAUACAAUUUUUGUUGCAGAGAUAUCAUUCCUUUGGUUUUAGAGUUCUUGCGUCCAGACCGGCAAGAUGUCACUCAAAAGCAAUUUAAAGGUGCCUUAUAUUGUCUUCUUGGAAAUCACAGUGGAGUAUGUUUGGCAAAUCUUCACGAUUGGGAUUGUAUUGCACAGACGUGGCCAGCAAUUGUUUCUUCUGGGCUUAGCAAAGCUAUGUCCUUGGAAAAACCAUCCAUAGUUAGACUCUUUGAUGACCUAGCAGAAAAAAUCCAUAGGCAGUAUGAAACAAUUGGAUUGGAUUUUGCAGUUCCAGAGAAGUGUGUUGAGGUAGCUGUUAUGCUGCAAAAAUCAGAACAUCCAAGUUCAAACUUCACGGGUCUUCGUUCAGAAGAAAUUCAGUUAGGAAUUCAGCGACAGAAAGAAAAGAACGCUGAGGCUCUGCGAAACUAUGAAAAUUUGGUCAACAUGCUGCUGGACUGUGUGGAACAAAGAAAUCUUCCCUGGAAGUUUGAGCACAUAAGCAUUGGUUUUCUGUCUCUGCUUUUGAGGGAUGAUAGGAUACUGCCUGUCCGUGCCAUAAAAUUUUUUGUGGAGUGUCUCAACCAUGAUGCAAUUGUAGUUCGUAAGGUGGCCAUCUCGGCUGUGGCUGGUAUUCUCAAGCAGCUUAAGAGAACACACAAGAAAGUGCACAUCUGCCCUUAUGAAAUAAGUGGAAACCCGAAGCCUUCCAGCAUUCAAGCUGGUGACAGACCGGAUAACCAGUGGCUGCACUAUGACAGUCAGAGUUUACCAAAGACUAAGGAAGCUUGGGAGUCGUGUUGUUUUGUGGAGAAAACACACUGGGGAUAUUAUACCUGGCCUCAAACUAUGACAGUUUAUGCUCCUGUUGAGCAUCAGCCAAAGCUUGGGCGAAGGAGAGAUGAGCUGACAGAGGCAGAACAAAUUAUAUAUGAUCAUUUUUCUGAUCCCAAGUUUGUUGAGCAGUUAAUAAAAUUUUUGUCUUUAGAAGACAGAAAAGGAAAAGACAAAUUUAAUCCUCGCAGAUUUUGCCUCUUCAAGGGCCUUUUCAGAAACUUUGAUGAUGCCUUCUUGCCAGUUCUUCAGCCCCAUUUAGAACAACUUGUGGCAGACUCCCAUGAAAGCACCCAGAGAUGUGUAGCUGAAAUUAUAGCUGGCUUAAUAAGAGGUUCUAAACACUGGACAUUUGAGAAGGUGGAAAAACUUUGGGAGCUUCUCUGUCCAUUGCUUCGAACCGCUUUAUCCAACAUUACAGUGGAAACGUAUAAUGAUUGGGGCACCUGCAUAGCAACCUCCUGUGAGAGCAGAGAUCCUAGGAAACUGCACUGGUUAUUUGAAUUGCUGUUGGAAUCUCCAUUGAGUGGUGAAGGAGGAUCAUUUGUAGAUGCAUGCCGACUUUAUGUACUGCAAGGUGGCCUUGCACAGCAAGAAUGGAGAGUACCAGAGCUGUUGCACCGACUGCUGAAGUACUUGGAACCUAAACUCACACAGGUUUACAAAAAUGUUCGAGAGAGAAUAGGAAGUGUUUUGACCUACAUAUUCAUGAUAGAUGUUUCCUUGCCAAAUACUGCUGCAACAAAAUCUCCUCGUGUCCAUGAGUUUACUACCCGGAUACUAGAAAAUCUUAAACCCCUCAUGGAGGCAGAUGAAGAAAUUCAGAAUCAUGUUAUGGAGGAGAAUGGAGUUGGUGAACAAGAUGAGCGAACUCAGGGCAUUAAACUUUUGAAAACUAUUCUGAAGUGGUUGAUGGCAAGUGCAGGACGGUCCUUCUCUACAGCUGUCACAGAGCAACUCCAGCUUUUACCCUUAUUUUUCAAGAUUGCACCAGUAGAAAAUGACAAUAGCUAUGAUGAGCUCAAAAGAGAUGCUAAGAUGUGUUUGUCAUUAAUGUCUCAGGGUUUGCUGUAUCCUCAGCAAGUGCCUUUGGUACUUCAGGUGCUAAAACAAACAGCAAGAAGCAAUUCUUGGCAUGCUAGGUAUACCAUAUUAACCUACCUCCAGACCAUGGUGUUCUACAAUCUCUUUAUCUUUCUCAACAAUGAAGAAGCAGUCAAUGACAUUAGAUGGCUGGUUAUAAAACUCCUAGAAGAUGAACAGCUUGAGGUGAGAGAAAUGGCUGCUACCACACUGAGUGGUCUCCUACAGUGCAAUUUUCUCACUAUGGAUGGGCCCAUGCAGACCCACUUUGAACAGCUGUGCAAGAUGAGGUUACCAAAAAAACGAAAGCGAGACCUAGGUUCAGUGGUGGAUACAAUUCCUUCUGGUGACUUGGUUAAACGCCACGCUGGUGUGCUAGGACUGAGCGCGUGUAUUUUGUCAAGUCCGUAUGAUGUACCCACCUGGAUGCCACAGCUCUUGAUGGAUCUCAGUGCCCAUCUUAAUGAUCCUCAGCCUAUUGAGAUGACUGUGAAAAAAACAUUGUCAAAUUUCCGGAGGACCCAUCAUGACAACUGGCAGGAGCAUAAACAGCAGUUCACAGAUGACCAGCUACUAGUGCUUACUGACCUCUUGGUUUCACCAUGCUAUUAUGCAUAGA
Molecule: messenger RNA, 3724 nt
Organism: Leptosomus discolor (cuckoo roller)
Lineage: Eukaryota; Metazoa; Chordata; Aves; Leptosomiformes; Leptosomidae
Source: RefSeq, a predicted model, not a curated record